AUGUGUACCCAGCGCUCUACCACAGAGCAAGAGGAUCAGCACGCCGAUCCGAUCGUGGUGUUUCACUAUCGUGACUCACCUACCUCGUCGUCGGCAUCGGUUGACAUGGUUCGCGGUUCCCAGGACAUGCUCGAUUGGUCCCGUCUGCAACGGGAAGCUGCACUUGCAUCGGUGUCCAUGGGCGAGUACGAACCAUCGCUGGAGGGUGGCAGCGCGACGGACGUUUCGCUAAUUUCGACGGAAACGAUCAGUGAUGAUAGUGCUGCUGAUGAGGCUCGCCUGAAGAUCGCUUGGGAUGUCACGGAUGAGAACAGUGAGGAGGAAACGGAAUCCGAAUCCGGUCGGUCGACGAUCGUUUCGUUGACGCUGCCUGCUCGGCGAUCCUCACGGGCCGCUCCGUACACGAACAGGCGGAUGGUGUGUACGUUAAUGCCGAACAACACACUGCCAAAGGACACCCUCGAGGGUGCCAAGAUCCCGAUCGUGUACCACCGAAAUAUGGCCCGCACGUUUCCCGGCCACGAUACUCGCACACCCGAGCAGCAGAGACAGCGCCAGCGUAACACGGAGGCCGCACGAAUUAGCCGCGCCAAGACGAAGCUUUUAGAGCAGCUGAUGGAGAAGGAAAUGAGGGAUGUGGCGGCCAUCAACGCGAACAGGAAACGCAUGGUUGCCACCCAGCGGGAGUAUGUGAACCGAUUGGCAAAUCUGUUGCACCUUCCCAGGUCAACGAUGAAAAUGUACGAGAAGCAGUUGGCGGAUGAAGCUCAUCUGAGGCAGAAAUAA
Molecule: messenger RNA, 786 nt
Organism: Anopheles aquasalis
Lineage: Eukaryota; Metazoa; Arthropoda; Insecta; Diptera; Culicidae
Gene: Mabi
Product: Mabiki
Source: RefSeq, a predicted model, not a curated record